GGAAGUAGCUGAUAAUUAAUAAAAAUUCUGAAUUUAAUGUUAAAGAGAGUAUUUUAAUUAAAUGUUUGCUCAAGAGUAAAUUUCUUUUUCCUAAAGUCGAGUCCUUUCUUCUAUCUAAAUUAUUAAAAGCUAUAAAAAUAAAGAGAGAAAUAAGCAUGCAAAAAAAGAAAGAAACCUCUUAGCCUUUUUUUCACAUCAUAAUAAGAUUUUGAGAGUUUAAUUCAACUUUUUGUGUGAGCUUAGUGUUUUGGUAAAAUUGAAAUUUAUAAUUAAUUAUCUGAAGAAAUUAAUUUGAAAAAUGGACGAGAUUUAAAAAAAAAAAAAAAUUUAUUUUACAGAUUUUACUAAUGAAGAAAUGAGUUCUAAAGAAGUUUAAAAUAAUUUAUAAUUAGAUCAACUUUCCUUUUUUGUGACAAAAUCCUAAUUUUCAUAAAAUCUACUUGUUAGAUUAUAAAAUUAUUGCUAAUAAAUGGAAAACUUAAAAUUUAUUUCGAUUUAUAUUGGAACUAAUAUGUUUAUAGGUGAAAGAGGAAUAUCUACGAUUUUUUAAACCUUAAAAAACAUGCAAAAUCUACUAAAUUUAAAGUUAAAAAUAGAUGAAGGAAAUUAAAUAGGAUAAAACAGUUGUUAAGAGCUAAUUUUAGGUCUUAAUUCAUUGCACCAUUUGAAGUCUCUAAAGCUAAAAUUAAAUUUGUUUAAAAACAUUAAGAAACCAGAAUCAGAUUUUAUUGGAAAAAGUUUUUGUGAGCUAAUUUAAUUAGAAAGUUUAUCUAUAACUUUUUACAAUUAUAAAAUAGGAGAGAGAAAUACUUAAAAAGAAUUAAUAAAUUCCAUUAAAAAUUUGGUAAAAUUAAAAUAUCUUUAACUGAAAAUCAAAGACAGCUCUUUAAAGGUGUUUGAUUGUUAUGAUAUUUUGAAUUUUGGCCAAUUUAUUUUGCCUGAUUUAUAAGAAUUUUCCUUUUCUUUAAAAAAUAAUAAUUUGAUGAAGCCUAAAACAGAAAUUUUAAAUCAAUUCUUAGAAGUUUUAAAUCUUAACUAAGAAUUUAUUGAGGAUUAAAUUGAUGAAAGAAUAAUAUCAAUAGAAUUUGACAAUUAUGUUUCAUAGCAUUUAAUGCAAAUAGCUUUAAGUUUAAUCUAAGAUUUAUCACAUUUGAUAUUUCCAAAACUAACAAUAGCCUUUAAUUCAUUUGAAUAAUCUGAUAACCUAACAAAAAUGACUAAUUAAUUAACAAAAUUGCAAGGAAUUUAAGAAUUGAAUAUAAAAAUAACAAAAGAGAUUUCUAUCAUUGAUUUUUUUCUAUUCUUAAAAGAUUUAACAACAUUAAAAAAUUUAUAAAAAUUUUCUUUUGAAGCUUCUUAUUUAUCUGAGCUAAUUGAAAUAGAUGAAUCUGAAGAUAAUAAUUUAAUGUAAUAAGAUGAAUAAGAAAAUCCAAAAUAAGAACUUCAGGAUGAAAUAGGAGAAGAAUAAAUAGCUAAUUAUGAUAAAAAUAAUGAACUUAUAAUUCAUGAACAAAUAAACGAAAAAAAUGACUCAUAAAAAUAACAAAAUGAAUAAAAAAUAAACCAAAUACUUGAAGAUGAAAUAAUUAAAUAAUUCAAUUAGAAUGAAGAAAGUUAAGAGCUUCAAAAUGAUUUCAAUGAAAUAAAAAUGAAAGAAUAAAAGUUUUAAGAAGCAAAAUAAGAUUUUGAUAGCAAUUUAGCAUAAAAUAAUUUAUAAAAUACAGAGAAAGAUGAAAUUAAAGAACAUCAAAAUGAUAAAUUUCAUAUUGAAGAGUUUUAAGAAAUUAAAAAAGAAGGAUUUUAAGAGUUUGAAGAAUUCUUAAUGAAAUAGAACGAAAUGAAAUAAAAAACAGUAACAAAUUAAGUUUAAGCAUUCGAAAAUGUUACUGUAAAUAAUAAAGAAAAAGAAGAAACUGUGAAAGAAGUAGAUUAAGAAUAUCAAAAUGAUGUUAUAAAUUUAAUUAAGAAUGAAGAAAAAUAAGAAAAUAAAUGUUUAACAGAAAAACAAAUUUAAGAGGAUAGAUAAGAAGAAUAAGUAAUAAAAGAAAAUAAUAAUUGUAUUGACAAUUCAACAACAAUAACAACAAGAAUAUUUGAAGAUAUGGAACGUAUAAAGAGCUAAGGUUGA
Messenger RNA from Tetrahymena thermophila SB210, 2128 nucleotides. RefSeq lists its product as hypothetical. The record is from RefSeq and is a predicted model, not a curated record. NCBI's taxonomy places the organism in Eukaryota, Ciliophora, Oligohymenophorea, Hymenostomatida, Tetrahymenidae. The transcript has 3 exons.